AUGGCGACUCACCUGCUUGCCGCUCUGCUGUGCUGCGCUUCGGCUCUCCUGGUGGCGGCCACUUCCCCCCCUGUGACAUGCGUCGAUGACGCAGGGGCGGCGGCGACUAUCUUGGCCGUGCAACACAUCAACGAGCAUCACAAGCACGGCUACAAGUUCAAGCUGGACGAAGCCCAAGCCAGCAACUUUCAACAGGGGUCAGACCGUUGCCAUUUUGAUCUCAUGUUCAAGUUGAGACAGACCAAAUGCCAUGUCAGCAACCCCAAAUCUCACGAGGACUGCGACGUCAUGUCGCGCACCGACCGGGGCGCGUUGGCCACCUGCAACAGCACGGUUGAGGUGGUAGGGGGCGUGGCCCACGUUGUCUCGCACAAUUGUGACACCAAAGCAGAGUUCACCAACGCCGAGAUUGCAAUGAUUUGUGCCACCUGCCCCGGCUUGAUGCCUUUGGAUGACGAGACGGGCGCGAAGGCGGCUCAGGCGGCCGUCAAAAAGUACAACCAGCAGAACAACCAUCUUCACUACUUUGGCCUGAUGGAGAUUUCACAGCUGCAGACCUAUUACAACUCGAGCCCGACCGGCGGCACCUUCUUGAGACUAGAGUUCGCCCUGGUGGAGACGCAUCACGCCUUCUGCAAGACGAGAUACAGAAUCAACGGAGAAGAAGUUGGAGAUCUUGACUGUGAACUGUAUCUCCCCAAAGAUAUCACCCCGCUAGCGGACGGCCAGAUAGAGCCCGCGUGCGUGUUGUUUCACAACAGUCAGGAAGAUGCCGCCUGCCACCACCAUGUUGGCAACCAACAGCCGGAGAUCCACCAGAUAUGCCCCUUCCCGCCUGCCGUGUUGCAUGCGGGACAUGCGGAUGCGUAA
Nerophis lumbriciformis (worm pipefish) is the source of this 870-nucleotide messenger RNA. The record is from RefSeq and is a predicted model, not a curated record. Lineage: Eukaryota; Metazoa; Chordata; Actinopteri; Syngnathiformes; Syngnathidae.